GUUGAAAACAAUGGACAAGAAUAUAAAUAAAUACAUUUCUCUGGUUACGGAAAUGAAUAAUCUCGUUAAGGGGGUAAAGGAAAAGUGUUUCUGGGAUGUUGAAAUUAUGGAAAUGUGUAAAAGAUGGGAUGAUGCGGUUAAAAAUACAGUUCCGAGAACUGAUGAAGUAAGCUCUGAAGGUGAUGAGGCGUUUCAAAACAAAGUUGGACAGGGUGGCGAAACAAUUCAAGAGUUAGGAGGCGAUGGAGAUGCAACAUUGGAACAUGAAAACACAGGAAACGAUAAAGGAUGUGAUGAUGUUCAUAAUAUGACAUUUGAUGAUGGGGGUAUUUCAGACUCAUGCCUAGCUACCUUACAAACCAUCGAACCAGGCGUAUACAGGCAGACGACAGAAGUGACACAAGCAGAUGUGGUAAACAACAUGGACCAACCUGUAAAUUUGGCAGAGUGCAGUCAGCAACAAGCACAGAGACAGAAUACAAUAACCGAGUCGAUGUUAAAUGAGCUUGUAAAGAUAAACCCUGACGUCUAUGGUAAAGAAAAGCCUCCGACCACAUCCGCUGAUGAAACUGAUGAAGUGACAGAAGCAGAAAUGCAGUCGGUUGAGUCACUUUUAAAAUUAUUCAACACACAAAUUUCAUACAAAAAAUAA
Helianthus annuus (common sunflower) is the source of this 652-nucleotide messenger RNA. RefSeq lists its product as uncharacterized. The record is from RefSeq and is a predicted model, not a curated record. The coding region runs from base 11 to 652 and encodes 213 amino acids. The transcript has 3 exons. NCBI's taxonomy places the organism in Eukaryota, Viridiplantae, Streptophyta, Magnoliopsida, Asterales, Asteraceae.